CGCCCCUCUUGCGCAUGCGCACUGCGCCGCCUGUGCAGUGUUGUGCUGUGUUAGCAUCAGCUAGCAUCAGCUAGCAUCAUGUCUCGGCUCUCGUACAGUAAACUCUCUCGUCUCCUGAGACUCGACCUCCUCAAAACUUCCGCUUCAGCCUCAGACAAAAAACUCGGAGCUUCGAGCUUCGUUCACAACAAACGCUGCCAGUCUCAGGCUCCAGGUGAAGCCGGGACCUUCCAGGACAGACAGAGGCAGCUCAUGUCCAGAGGCCUCCCCAGAAAGAAGCACAUCUCUGGGGUCCAGCAGGUCAUCGUGGUGGCGUCAGGGAAGGGGGGCGUAGGGAAGUCCACCACCGCGGUGAAUCUGGCUCUGGCUCUAAUGGCCAAUGACCCGUCCAAGUCGGUGGGACUGCUGGACGCUGACGUCUACGGCCCGUCCGUCCCCAAACUGAUGAACCUGAGAGGAAACCCGGAGCUCAGCGACAGUAACCGGAUGAUCCCACUGGUCAACUACGGCGUCCCCUGCAUGUCCAUGGGCUUCCUGGUGGACGACGUGUCCCCCAUCGUGUGGAGAGGACUGAUGGUGAUGUCCGCUCUGGACAAGCUGCUCCGACAGGUGGACUGGGGCUCGCUGGACCUCCUGGUGGUGGACAUGCCCCCCGGGACGGGAGACGUCCAGCUGUCCAUCACCCAGAACGUCCCCAUAGCCGGCGCCGUCAUCGUGUCCACGCCGCAGGACAUCGCUCUGCUGGACGCGCGCAGAGGAGCUGAGAUGUUCAAGAAGGUCCACGUCCCGGUCCUGGGUCUGGUCCAGAACAUGAGCGUCUUCCAGUGUCCAAACUGUCUCCAUCAGACUCACGUGUUCGGUGCAGACGGAGCUCGCCGUCUCGCUGAGUCUCUGGACGUCGCGUUUCUAGGAGACGUCCCCCUGCACCUGAACAUCAGAGAGACGUCAGACAGUGGACAGCCGGUGGUCGUCUCCGCUCCGGACAGCCCCGAGGCCGACGCGUACAGGAAGGUGGCGUCCGCCGUCGUCCAGAGACUGAAGGACGUCUCGUCUCCGUGACGACGUGGAGACGAAUGUUUAGCGACGUCGCUGCUGUUAAACGCACAAUAAGUUAAAUAUUAAAAUCUGUGAACAUAUUUAAUAAAGUUGAACUUUUAGAAAUAUUUAAGUCGCCUGUUUGUCCGAAGAAAAAUAUAUAAUUAAUAUAAUAUCUGACAUUUAUGUGAAAACUGAUCAUCUGAUGAUGAAGGUGAUUUUUCAUUCAUUCAUUUGUUUUAUUUAUUUCUUUGUUUAUUAUCUUCCUCCUGGUUUCUCCUCUUUUAUUUGAUUGUUCCUGAUUUCAGUUCCUGGUUCAGCUCCAGUUUGAUCUGUAGCUGCUGAUAAAUUAUUAAUGAAUUACUUUAUUAAUCUUAUAAACUAUAAUCACCUAAAACCAGGAACUCUCCACUGGCCUGAUUCAUUUAGUUAUUUCAUGUUUAUUAUUUAUCAUUAACAUUAUUAGUAUUAGUCGUCGUAUUUUCCUGCUGAGGAGGAUGUGAUGAUGUUGAUGAUGAUUUAUUGACUGGUUUUUAUUGCUCUCUCUUUGCAUUUCUUUUGAAUUCCUCUGUGUGUCCGUGAAAAGCUGCAGGAACAGGACAAACGUCUCCUGUUCCUUUAGUUUGAGUUUCCAGGAUUCAGUGAAAACCUUGAGGAGCCUGAGCUCAGACGUUUGAAAGCAGCUAUCGCUGACUCAUUAGCUCCUUUGUUCAGCCUGUUUCCUCCUCCUUUAUUCUGCAGCUGCAUUCACGCCCGACUGAAAAAUCCACAUCAGCAGCUUGUCGCCAGCGUUCACAGCGUCUCCCAUCUCUGAUGGAGACGUACAAACAAAACAUGUUUCAUUUCAAUGUUCAUUUCAAUAACAUAGUCAACCAACAAGGCUACGAUGGUGUCAGAGGAGUGUCCCCAUAUCCUUCCUAAGAGCACCUUCAUUUUUUAAGUUGCUCCAGUCUCAAAAUUUCAUUGAAGAUUUGUUUAAACUAGUGCUGUCGAAAUGAAUCAGAUUAAAUCUCCUUCAUGUUUAAUCUCUA
Molecule: messenger RNA, 2066 nt
Organism: Mugil cephalus (flathead mullet)
Lineage: Eukaryota; Metazoa; Chordata; Actinopteri; Mugiliformes; Mugilidae
Gene: nubpl
Product: nucleotide binding protein-like
Exons: 11
Coding region: 79-1059 (326 amino acids)
Biological process (GO): iron-sulfur cluster assembly; mitochondrial respiratory chain complex I assembly
Cellular component (GO): mitochondrion
Molecular function (GO): ATP-dependent FeS chaperone activity; ATP binding; 4 iron, 4 sulfur cluster binding
Source: RefSeq, a predicted model, not a curated record